CGCCUGCGCCGUGGGGCAGGCCGUGGGAGAUGCUGCUGUGGAGUGUGGCCAGGGGAGCCCUGGUGGUGUCAGUCGCUGCCCGUGGCCUGGCAAGUACCGGCGGGGACGGUGACGGGGGGCCACUAUCCAGCUGGGACUGGGGCCAAAGGCUUCCUGGAGGUGGCAGCAUUCUUCACAGGAUCCGAGUCCGUGAAGGCCACAGAGAGUUCAGGAAGGACCAUGUGGAGGUGGGCUCCCAAGCAGGUGCAGCGGGCACUGGGCAGCCCGAGUCCUCCCUGCCUGUUGGGGGCCCCUCAGAACCCCUGUACCCGCCACCCCCUGAGCUCCAGCCCCCCACCAACUGCUGCAUGAGCGGCUGCCCCAACUGCGUGUGGGUGGAAUACGCAGACGCACUGCUGCAGCACUACCAGGACGGCGGGGAGCGGGCCCUGGCCGCCCUGGAGGAGCACGUGGCUGAUGAGAACCUCAAGGCCUUCCUCCGGAUGGAGAUCCAGCUCCGUGUGAGGAGUGGAAGCUGAGCCGCCUGGCCAGACAGCCUCACCCCGACAGACUCCUCCUUGGAAUGCAGCACAGCCUCCUUUAUCCACGGCCCCUUUGUGCAGCUGGUGUCGAUGGGAACAGGAAGAGUUGUUUAUUGACUUUGCCUGAGAAUAAAUAAGCUCUGUGUGGUGGUUAGACAGGAGGCUUUUGUGUUGUCAUCCAUAGGUGUGUAUCACCUCAAGGAAAGCACGUGCAGAUGUCAUUGUAUGUCCACUGGGCACCUACAGCCUUCACCAACCUGUGAGGUUGGCUAAACCUGUUUCCUUGACUAUUCGAGUGACAGUGACCCCAGGGGCCCCCUUCUAUGUCCCAGCAUCCCAGAAGUCCCAAAGGUCAGCUCUGGUAACUCUCAGUGGUGCAGCAGAGGGAGGACCAUCCGGUCCUGAGAGGUUGCUGUUAGCAAAGCUCUGGCAGGCACAAAUGCCCGCAGGUGGCCUGGAAUGUGCCCCAUUCAUCCAGCUGCAGGCUU
Mesoplodon densirostris (Blainville's beaked whale) is the source of this 1009-nucleotide messenger RNA. RefSeq names its product oxidoreductase like domain containing 1 (gene OXLD1). Gene Ontology annotation, cellular component: mitochondrion. Bases 30 to 518 code for a protein of 162 amino acids. NCBI's taxonomy places the organism in Eukaryota, Metazoa, Chordata, Mammalia, Artiodactyla, Ziphiidae. The transcript has 2 exons. The record is from RefSeq and is a predicted model, not a curated record.